Messenger RNA from Clupea harengus (Atlantic herring), 3814 nucleotides. RefSeq names its product guanylyl cyclase inhibitory protein. The record is from RefSeq and is a predicted model, not a curated record. NCBI's taxonomy places the organism in Eukaryota, Metazoa, Chordata, Actinopteri, Clupeiformes, Clupeidae. Gene Ontology annotation, molecular function: calcium ion binding.
CCCCCCCCCCCCCCCCCAAACACACACGUGCUCAGACUGGAACGCCAAAACACAAGUCAGCCAUGUGGGCUUCCUGCUGCUUAUGUUACAUGUUGCAUUUUGUCAUCUGCUUACAUCUUUACUGCUGCUGCUGGUAAUCACAUCAUUAGUGACGGACAAGGAAGGAAGUAACAGAGGACGGUUGUUCUUCACUAGUUCGGCAGGCCUACCGUGAGAAGGCUUUUCAGCUGGGAUGAUGAUUGCUGAUAACCCCACCCCACCCCACCUUAUAUUUCUUCUUAUGCACUGAGGGAAUGAGAUCAGUGAGCCGGCUGAUGUGAUGGGGUGGCCCACAGUUGAGAUGGGCAAGGCAAAGCUAUGCAGUUUACAUUCCUUAGUAGCUGAAAAUCUGGAUCUCUUUUUCCACGCUUGCCCCUUUCCACCCUAGCAUUUGAGCAGAAGAUGUAUUUUAAAGGUGUUGAUAGUGCUGGAAACACUUGGCCACGUGACUUUUUAUAACGUUUUUUGAGAAUAAAUUGUUCAAUGUAUUACAUUAUCAACCAAUAUUAGGACACUGGCAGAGCUUUUUAUUUCCCCUGGUCACAAUGUUAUUCCUCUGAGAGAGUAAGGAAUCUAAAGGUGGACUUAGCCCCAGAGCUGUGAAUGUUUGGACUGGGGAUGUGAUCAUUAUUUUGCUUAUGAACAAACCAAAGGUACUGUAAAUGAGUCCAUUUAUAAAGUUCACAUACACGGCGCUGCAGUCGCCCUGCGGUUGGCCUCCCUUCCAUGGUGUUGAGUUGUUUGACACCCAUGUCAAUGGCAGUGGGAGUACAUUAUCACUGUCUUUGAACCCACAUGUGUGUAGUGUGCAUGGGCUCAGCACUUUAUUCAGGGGAAGAAGGAACCAAUUAAGACCACGCUGAACCUUGCAGAGCGGCUCUGGCAUGGCAUGUGGUAUUCCUUCAUAAACACAAGCGCUGUCUGUUGUGCAACUGCUUACUAAGGUUACAGGAGACAACGUGUAAGCCUGACCACAAAUCCCCCCACCCCACCCCCAAAUCCCCACUCCUGAGACUCCUGACUGAAUGGGAGAACUGUGUGAAGGGCAUUCUCUCUUGGGCUGGACGGGGCAGAGCAGUGUGAGACUAUGCAGAGGUAGGCAUCAGAAGGUCACGCAUCAGGUCCUUGGGUCUGCUUGCUGAGAUUUAGGGGGGUGGGGGGGCAGGGGUCGUGAGGGCCUUAAUCCCAGCAAUGGCUGCGCACUUCCUCCAUCAUCUUCCCACUCCCAAGAGAAUACGUUUUUGACCUGUGAUGCAUGUGCCAUAAAAACAGGCUGGUCCUACACAAGGCAAAAAAAGUUACAGGAAUCGUUUUCGUUUAGGCUCUUGUUGCAUUAUACUUUUUUCAUUUUUUUUUUUUUUUUAAUCACUGUACUGUAUAUGUUAAUGCUCUUUAUGAUGUGUUUGUGGUUGUUUUCCAGAAGUCUGAGACAAUAAUUUAGAGUGUGACCACCAAUGACUGUUUCCAGUAUGUGUGCAUCUACUGCUCCGAAAGGCCACUAGGCUGGGGCAAAGUGCAGAAAUGAAGUACUGUUAUUUAAAUUGGUUAGAAUUACAGACCUUAUCAUCAUAGUCCCUUCUUUAGUUGGAAUGUCCAGUGUAGUCAUUUUUCCCACCCUUUUCUGUUUUUUUUAGCUUCGUCUUUCCCUGCAAUCAGCAUGCCGCCUUCUGUACAUCCCUUGGUUAUGUAGAUUUGUUUUCUUUGGGUCUGGUUUUUAUUUUCAACAUCGGUUGGAUCCUAGGAUAAAGGUUUGUUUGCCUUAUGGAACAUACUGGGCUUUUGUUAUGCAUUUGUUUGUUUGUUUGUUUGUUUAGUCAGGGUGUUCUGGGCCAACAGUGGUGGCUGGUUACUCUCAGCAUUUCAUUGGGAUCUUUGCACGAGUGACUUGAAUACUUCUUUGCUCCUGGAACUUCUUGUGAACCGGGGAAGUCUCCACUGGUCGUAGCUUGGCUUGCCACAGACUGCAGUCAUCUCUCAUACAGGGUGGCAGGACUGCCAUCUUGUGCACAGGAUGACACACGGUGCCCAUCUGAUGCCAGGCCCCCAGAGCCACCUCUGGGCUUACAUUUUUGUGUAUUUGUUUUAAUGUCAUUUUUGUUGUUGUUAUUGUUGUUGCUGGGUUUACUAUGAAGCGCCAUCGCUGCUGCUGUCAACACAUCUGAUGUGGUGGCACAGGGCCCAUGUCUCUCCAGGCUGUCAUGUACAAAGAUUCUUAAAUAAACAUUAGUUUCCUGUAUCUGUCCCAGGUCAAUGAGGUGCGCCCACACACAAACCCACACGCUGGGACAAUGCAGAUUUGGAAUCUCUGACUCAUGUCUGUAAACAUGGAUGGUUAUAUAAAUAUUAUGGUGUGAAGCUGCUGACAUUUGUCCGAAGUUCUGUUUCCAUCAGGAAAAAGACCUUUAAAAGGAAAAUUGAGGUUAAUGCUCUCCAUUGAGGUUCCCAAUCAGCCAGCAUGUAGUUCAAAACAGUGAGGUGUUACACCAUUUCAUUUUAAAAGUAUAUUAUUUGGACAGUUAUUGUUAUUAAUAUAACUUAGGUAUUUCAUGUAGGGUGUGUGUGUGUGUGUAUAUACACACACACAAAGAGAUGUGUGAAAUUACUUAUUCCGCUUAUAUCUUGUUCAAAACAACCAGUGUCUCGUGCGUCUUACCUUUCCCCGACAGGCACCAGCAGCCCAUUUUGAGCUAAUUCCAUUUGCCUUGCCUCUCCCCUCCAUCCUUUGGCCUCCCACUGGGAGAUUACUCUUGCAUUAUAUCUCCGUUCUAGAAGGUCACUAGUAAAUGUGAUUAAUUGCGUGGAAGUUAAGCUGGAUGCUGGUAUAUAACAGGACCCGGGGUCUCUGAAUUUGGGUUAAGAGAAGGAUGGGUCAAGCUGCCACGCUCCCCUGUAGAAAAGGAGGCACAUAUAUCACUGAACUCUAUGAAUGGUUCAGAAAGUUCACGAACGAGUGUCCAAGUGGUCUCAUCACCCUGCACGAAUUCAGGAGGCACUUCUGCGAUGGCACCGCGGGGGUUGAGUCGGCCGAAUACGCCGAGCAGAUCUUCCGCACGCUGGAUAACAAUGGGGAUGGAGUUGUUGACUUCCGGGAGUAUGUGACAGCCAUCAGUAUGCUGAUUGCGGGCUCGUCCGUGGAGAAACUGCGCUGGUCUUUUAAGCUCUAUGACAAAGACAAAGAUGGCGCUAUAACCCGGGGGGAGAUGCUAGAAAUCAUGCAGGCCGUUCACAAGAUGAGCGUGGCUGCCUCCAUCACCAAACCCAACCCCCUCACAGCAGAGGAGUGCACCAACAGGAUCUUUGUGCGAUUAGACAAAGACAACAACGCUAUCAUCAGUCUGGAGGAGUUCAUUGAGGGAGCUCUGGAUGACGAGUGGAUCAGAGAGAUGCUAGAGUGCGACCCCAACACUAUGAAGGUCGAGCGGCCACCAAAGCCUGAUCUACACCCAGCUGCUGGGGACAUGCACCUCCAAUCAGCACCCCCUGAAAACAAUCAGAAUCAGUGAAAAGUUCCAAGCCUGCUGUAGUUAUUUGCAUAAGUUCCUUCCUGAUUGCAGGUCAGGAGUCUUGGGGACCCGGACAGUAAAGGCAUCAACAUUAUUCACCACCUCAAGAAGCACCAAAGAACUGAGCUCAGCUCAGUUUACUUUUACAUAGAUAUGAAUCCAAAAGAUGCAAACAACAACUUUAUUAUUCUUGUUUGUGGCUGUUGGUACCAUGUAACCUAUUGUGGAAAAAUGUCACCGUUCCCUCUUAAAAUGAAAGAACUUUGCUUUGA